UUGAACGAAAAGAAAUAGUGAUGGGCAAAUAGAAAAAUUUCCUACCCUUGUCCACCCGACUCAAUUCAAUUAAAUCCAUAUAAUUUCUGAUCUUGGUUUCUUUCUUUGCUUUCAUUCACACCUUUAGGGGUGGCAGUCGAAACUAUUCACACUUAGUGCGAGAGAAAAUGGGCGGGGGAGGAGAGCACCACCACGUAGAUGGGGCCCACGGGCACGGCGGAGACUUUCGGGCAAAGGUGUGGAGUAUGUCGGGUGGGCCAUACUGCCGGCCAAAGCACUGGAAACGCAAUACUGCCUUCGCCAUAUUCGGCAUCGUCCUUGUUUGUAUUCCAAUCGCCAUGAAAUCCGCGGAGCUCGAGCAACGACCACAUCUUCCUGUUCGCCCAAUUCCCUCUCAGCUCUGGUGCAAGAAUUUUGGGAACAAGGAUUAUUGACAAUGUUGUUAGCGAAGCAACUUGAUUAGUUUGCAAUGAAGCUGAGAACCAACCACCAUUGUCUUUGGUAUCAAUAUUCUACAUGCGCUUUCUGUUUGAUUGAAUAAGAAACACGUCUGUUUGUAGGUUUACAUGGAUAAUGUUGCAGAUUCCUGUGUAAUUCUGCAACUAUUCAAAAUUACAGUUAUGAAGUCAGUUUGUGACAUGCUAUGAAGUCAGUAACAUAUUUGUAAUGUUACAGUUAUUUACUAUUUCCAAGGAAUUAAAUGUUGGGUUUGGGGUUUUAAAUUUGAAUAAAGUCACUUGUACACUCUUUUUAUA
Molecule: messenger RNA, 755 nt
Organism: Olea europaea var. sylvestris
Lineage: Eukaryota; Viridiplantae; Streptophyta; Magnoliopsida; Lamiales; Oleaceae
Exons: 2
Coding region: 168-434 (88 amino acids)
Source: RefSeq, a predicted model, not a curated record